Molecule: messenger RNA, 1659 nt
Organism: Pectinophora gossypiella (pink bollworm)
Lineage: Eukaryota; Metazoa; Arthropoda; Insecta; Lepidoptera; Gelechiidae
Exons: 3
Coding region: 66-1367 (433 amino acids)
Source: RefSeq, a predicted model, not a curated record
CAUUGUGGUGCUACGACCAGCGCUGGAUGGUGGCCCGCUGGAGUAUGUGAAGGAAAGCAUCGAAAAUGACGAACUUCAAGACUUUCGUGAUAUGGGGCGCUGUUAUAAUACACUCGACACUUUCUGAAGAGACGCAUCAUUUCACUGAAGAACACAAACAAGAAUCCAUUGAUUCCGAACUACGAGGACGCCGCGAUGUCAUAGAAGAAGAGAAAUACUACAACAUACAUUCAGAAAACAAAAACAACAUCCAACCAACACCAUGGAUACCUCAUUCCUUACCACUUGAAGACCCUACCACUAAAGUGUCCCUCACUGAUGAAGCCAAAGAAGUCUUACCAUUGUAUCAGACAACAGAACGAGUGACUGAUAAACCUACUGGGCGUGGAGCUAGAGCAUCUAACGAAAACUGGAUCAAACUGCCUUUCCCCGGACGCGAUGACACUCAAGACGCAAUCCUGACCCCUCCACAACCAUCAGGGGAUCUCAUCAACUCAAGAAUGCCAAGAGUCAACUUCGUUACACAAAAUAAGGCUUUAGAAACUUCUGAGUCGAGGAAUGACAAGGAAUCCAUUCAGAGACCGUCAAGAAAUAACGACCUGAGGACAGAAUUUGUGAGGCCAGGAGAGGAUGACAGAGCGAAACAGUUCAAACCAGUGUACCCUCGACAAGCGGUGUAUUAUCCGGAGGAAUCGCGAAGAUACUUCGAUGAAAGAUAUUACCCAGGUGACGAUGCAUACCGACGUGAUCCUUAUCCGUACGAUACCUAUGAUAGACGACGAUACUUCCCGGCAUAUCCGGGACCAAGAGUUGACAGAUAUGAUGAAGCCUAUGACAAUGUUGUUCCGAGGAAGCCUAAAAGGAUCAUAUACUACGCGCAUUUGCCUGAAGUUGUGCGUACUCCACCAAGUGUCGAUUUGAGGUACCGAUAUUCUGUAGAUCCCUACAGGCGACCCGAUGAUGACUACUAUGCACGAACUGGCAGAUACGACUACAGAUUCAGAGCUCCUCCGCCAAGGUAUCCCUACCCUUACGCUCCUUUAAGGAAAGAAGAAAGAAACUACAGAGACUUGGCUGGUGCUGGUUCAAUCGUAAAAGACAAGAAGGUUGAAGAAAAAGUUACUCCAACUCCCAUACUGCCUAAGAAGAAUGAUGACGCUUAUAAAAAUAAUAUCAAUAGGAAUAACGUAAAUGUUAACAGGAAUUUGAUCAAUAGUCACCAGUACCAUGACGAUAAUAUAAACUACAAUGACCAGUUGACGCAUAAAGCUUAUCCCGACGUAGUGAGACCUGAUGACGGGUACUUGAGAUUCGACGAACCCUUGUUUCAAGGAACUGUGGAAGAUCCAUACCAAAGGAAAUAUUAAAUUGGAAGACUAGAUCAUGACAUUUUUGGCUCAUUUUUUACUCGAGUACAAUUUGAAAAAUGUUCACAAAUGUCCACACUAAAGGGUUUCGUAAUGGGUAACUUAUUCGUUUUUAAGUGGCGAUUUUUUUGUAGUAUUUAUUUAUAGUCGUUUUCAGUCGUGUCUAAUAAAUUAUAAUGCAAAUUUUAUACAAAUAUGCAGAUUUUAUAAUAAGUAAGAAGAAUUUAUAUGCUAAAUAUGCAAAGUUGACAGAGUAUUUGUGUAAGUUGUCGCUAAUAAAUGUAAUUGCUAA